This is a messenger RNA of Microthlaspi erraticum, 1671 nucleotides long. The record is from the annotation of a GenBank genome assembly. NCBI's taxonomy places the organism in Eukaryota, Viridiplantae, Streptophyta, Magnoliopsida, Brassicales, Brassicaceae.
AUGGAGAUCCUCCAUGUCAGUGAAGAUAUGAGCACCAUUUUCGUUUGGGAUGGUACUGAUGCACCCCCAGCAUCUUUUUCAUCAAAUGCGAUUAAAGACAAGGAAUUUAGCAGUCUCUCAGUUAAUACUCUUCUCUCAAGAGAGACAUUGCUCGGCUUACCUACUGUUGGAACCAUCUUGAGAGUCUCUUUAAGCAGUCAUCUGUUUCAUUUGGUGAAACCUGGUGAAUGGAUGAAACUAUACCAGUUACUCUGUGAAGUUCAUUGUGGUUCUUGGAUAGGUAAAGCAACGAACUCUACAACGGUUAGUCUCGCACAAGAUGAUCCUUUAGUACAAAAGAUUACAAGGAUUUAUGAUAAGAGAGUAUCAUCAAAGCUUGGACACAUUCCGUUUUGGAGUUUUCCUUCUCCUCCUGGAUUAACAGAGACAGAUGAAGAUCAAGCUCCAUUUGUUACACUCAUGGACAUUAUAACAUUCCCUAAGGUUACAUACAAAUACAGAUGCAUUGUUAGAGUUGUAGCUUCAUAUCCUUGGCAAGUAGAGGAACUUUCUUCAGAUGGCCACAGAGUUUUGUUGACCUUAGAGGAUCCAACAGCGACUUUAGACGCUUUCUUAUGCGAUCAAGAUGCAGAGUACUUUUGGGGCUUAGGGUUGCAGAACAGAGAGAUAUUGAGGACGAAGUGGAAUCGGUUGGUGGGAAUAAAGGAGAGCUCUCCAAGAAAACCACCGUGGAUAGAGUGUUGUCUCUUCUCUUACUAUGCUGAUAAAGCUGAUCCUUGGAACACAAGAUUGUACAGAAUCUUUGCUUCUCCGAUUACGCAGAUUCCGCUUCCAAUGGCCACCGUGAAGAAGACUGUUCGCGUCGCAGCUGCUCAGAUGACAUCUAUCAAUGAUCUGAUUGCCAAUUUCAACACUUGCUCUCGUCUCGUUCAAGAAGCAGCAUCGGCUGGUGCGAAGCUGAUUUGUUUCCCUGAGAACUUCUCCUACAUGGGUGAGAAAUCAGGGGACAGUGUGAAGAUCGCCGAACCAUUAGACGGACCGGUGAUGCAACGGUAUUGCUCUCUAGCCAGGGAUUCGAAUAUUUGGUUGUCUCUUGGUGGCUUCCAAGAGAGAUUUGAUGAUACACAUUUGUGUAAUACUCAUGUUGUGAUUGAUGAUGCUGGGAUCAUCCAAAGCAGUUAUCAGAAAAUGCAUUUGUUUGAUGUUGAUGUUCCUGGUGGAAGCUCGUACAAAGAAAGUAGCUUUACGGUUCCAGGAACAAAGGUUGUUUCUUUAGACAGCCCUAUUGGGCGCUUAGGCCUUACUGUUUGCUACGAUUUGAGAUUCCCUAAGAUUUAUCAGCAACUGAGAUUCGAGCAGAAAGCUCAGGUUUUACUUGUACCAUCAGCUUUCACUAUGGUCACUGGGGAGGCACACUGGGAGAUUCUUCUUCGAGCCCGAGCAAUUGAAACACAAUGUUAUGUCAUAGCUGCUGCUCAAGCUGGAAAGCAUAGCGAGAAAAGAGAAAGUUACGGCGACACACUGAUCAUUGAUCCAUGGGGAUCUGUGAUUGGAAGAUUGCCUGAUCGUGUUUCGACUGGAAUUGUCGUGGCAGAUAUUGAUUUUUCACUUCUUGAUUCGGUGAGAACAAAAAUGCCAAUUGAUAAGCAACGGAUGUCAAUAGAGCUUUGA